Humulus lupulus (European hop) is the source of this 1847-nucleotide messenger RNA. RefSeq lists its product as uncharacterized. The coding region runs from base 99 to 1706 and encodes 535 amino acids. The transcript is spliced from 3 exons. The record is from RefSeq and is a predicted model, not a curated record. Lineage: Eukaryota; Viridiplantae; Streptophyta; Magnoliopsida; Rosales; Cannabaceae.
UGCUUGAGACACGUGUCAUUGAGUCGAUUGCAUCCGCUAUCCCUUUUGUUCAACUGAACCUUUUCCGUUUGGUUUCUCGGAAAACGGAGGAAAAUCUCAUGGGAUUCGCCGGUGAAGAUAUGAAAUCGUCAGAUUUUAUGGAUAAGCGGAUUGUGGAACUUUCUCGAUCCGAUUCCGACGAAUUCUCAUACGAAGUAGGCAAGGACGAUUUCGAUUCCAACUUCGAAUUUCACUCUACACGACCUAUCGUUCCACCCCGCUCACGCGAUUUCAGCUUCCAGGUUGGGACCCCUAGUGAUGGAGGGCUACUAUCUGUGAUUGAUCUCAAAAUGGAGGAGCAUUUUAAGAAUUUGAUACAUGUUGUGGAAGGUAUUAGUGUUCGAAUGUGUCAACUAGAGAAUAGAACAAGAAAAAUAGAGUAUUCCGUUGAGGAAUUGAAAGGGUCAUCUGAGUUUAACCAUGGAAAAUCUGGGGCAAAGUUGAGGGAGCUAGAGAAUAUUCUCACUGAGGUUCAAGGUGGUAUUCAAGACUUUAGAGAUAAACAAGAGACAUCACAGGUGCAACUGCAGUUGGGAAGGCUUCAAAUGUUAAAAGAUUACCAAAAAUCACAAGACCAGAAGACCAAAAUUCACACUAGUUCAUGUCAAGGUCUGGUAUCAACUGUCCAGCAGCAUAAUAACCAAACAAAUAUAACUGCUGAAACUCCUCCACAACAAUUUCCUGUGCUGUCAUCUGUCCAACAACAUAGUAACCAGUCAAACCAAAGUAUUGUUACUUCUCUGCAACAUUUUCCUCCCGAACAUCACAAUGUUCCUCAAAUCCAAUCUCAUCAGAAUUUGCCUCCUAUGCCAACAGCAGGGCAAUUUCUAGCCCAAGCAUAUCAGAAUCAAAACACUUCUGUUUUGCAGGCAGAAUCUAAUUUCUCACUGUCACCACCUGUGUUUAAUUCAGAAUCUACACAACAGCAUCACCGUAUGCCCCCAAUUCAGCAGCCACAGUCAACAUCUAUAUCACCAUAUCAACCUUACCAACAAGCUCCACAAUUUCCUCUGACGUCACAAUUACAGCCAUCGCCUCUACUAAGCCCUUCUCAUGAUGUUGAUCCACAAACCUAUCCUUCAUUGGCUCACAUUUUUAAAGAGGUCUCUUACAUGCCACCUCAAAGCUACAGCACAAGCAUUCAUGAGACCUAUAAUGCACCUGGCUUUGCUCCUCCCACCAAAGAAAGUUAUUCUAGCUCUCACCAGAAGAUAGGUAAUAAUCAACCUUCAAGAACUUCAGAGUACUACUAUCCUGAGCAUGUUCAACCAAGCAGAGAUUCUAGUUUUAAUGAUGUUUAUUCACAUUCUGGAUUUCCUUCCCAGUACAGCAAAUCAAUGAUGAAUUCUUCAGAACCCCCACCAUUUCUUUCGGCCCGUGAUAGUGAAAACAGAUUCUCACAGCCACUAAUUCCCAAGGCAUUACCUCGUGCAUUGCCAAUGGCCUCUGAGGUGGAUAGUGGAUCAGGCUCUAGUGAGAAUGGAAACAACAUUCCCAUUGAAGAUGUUAUUGACAAUAUUGUAGCAAUGGGAUUCCGGAGAGAUUUGGUGAGAGCGACAGUCAAGAAAAUAACGGAGAAUGGGCAGUCAGUAGACCUUAAUGUCGUUCUGGAUAAGCUCAUGAAUAAUAGAGAAGUCCCCAAUGAGAUUCAUAAAUUUGGUCUCUAGUUGUAUCGAUACCGAUACUUGGAUAUACUUGUACAGGGUAUUGAACAAUAUAUAAACUUCUUUUACCAAUUACUGUAGGUUUUUUAGAGAACGUUUUGAUGUAAUAUGCAACCAAUGCAUACAUAUUUGAAAGUUAGCAUA